Molecule: messenger RNA, 1382 nt
Organism: Quercus robur (English oak)
Lineage: Eukaryota; Viridiplantae; Streptophyta; Magnoliopsida; Fagales; Fagaceae
Product: phytosulfokine receptor 2-like
Exons: 1
Coding region: 223-1287 (354 amino acids)
Biological process (GO): protein phosphorylation
Molecular function (GO): ATP binding; protein kinase activity
Source: RefSeq, a predicted model, not a curated record
AAAAAAAAAACCAUUAAUUGAUUAUCUGGUUGAUUAUACCUGAGUUCCACGAAAGUCUGUCCGAAGACUUGUUGAGUGAAAGACCCGGCUUCCAUGAAACUGCAAACACUUCCAACCGAACGCGUUUCUGAACUAUGAAUAUAGUCUCCAACUCUCAACUCUCAACAAUAUAGCAUAUUUGUCUUUCUCUUUUAUGUUGAAUAACUUUUUCUUCUGUUCCGUAUGGAUCACGCUUUCCAAGCACUAGCAGUAGCUGCCUGCAUAUUAGUCGUCUUCUUUCUAAUCGGGAUCAUUACUUUCUGGGCGAUCCGGUGUCGAAAACCCAAGAUAACCCAACUCGUAUCCACAACAACCCAGCUACCCUCCAUCACCACCGUCGAUCAGAGCGCUUGCUUCGACCCCAACCUCAAAUUCUCCAUGACUGAGCUGAGGGCGGCCACCAAAAACUUCUCCCCAGAGUUUAUCAUCGGCGGUGGCAGCUUCGGAACCGUCUACAAGGCCCAGCUCUCCAACGGCGUCACCGUGGCCAUCAAGAGACUCAACCCAGACGCUUUCAAAGGCUUUAGGGAGUUUUGGGCGGAGAUGGUGACACUGGGUAUGCUCCACCACCCAAAUAUCGCUAAGAUUUUCGGCUAUUGCAUGAGCGGCUCCGACAGGCUCCUCAUAUACGAGUUUUUUCAGAAUGGCAGUUUGGACCGUUGGUUUCACUUGGAACCCACGUUAACGUUAUCUUGGGGGACCCGGAUUCAGAUUGUCAAGGGUGUGGCUAAUGGCCUCUCUUUUAUGCAUAGUUUGGACAAGCCCAUUGCUCAUCAGAAUAUUCAGUCCCGCAAUGUGUUCUUGGACUCCUAUUUUCAGGCCCAUAUUACUGAUUUCGGUCUAGCAAGGGGGAUUGACAACUCCACUUCUUAUGCGUCCACACAAUCUGCGGAUACAAUGGGUUACUGUUACAUGCCACCUGAGUACAAGGAAGGCCUCACUUCAGCUACACUUGAGGCUGAUGUUUACAGUUUUGGGAUCUUAAUGUUCGAGAUUGCUACUGGACAGCGCCCCAAUUUGCCAACCCUUUUGGACGGGAAAGAGGUUGGGAUAGUCGAAUGGGCCAGGAAAAUGCUGGCCCAAGAUAAGCAUAUGCAAAUGGUGGAUACUAUUUUGAGGGAUGAUGGCCUAAUAGAGGCCCAUGUGAAAGAGUAUUUUGAAAUUGCAAAAAUGUGUGCUAGUGAGUUACGAAGAGAAAGGCCAACUAUGGCUAUGGUUUUUCAAUUGCUAAAUCCAAUUCCUGCGUGAAUUUGCAUUGCAUUUUCUAGAUUGUUUUUUUUGAAGAAUAUUUUAAAUGUUCUAGACUGUUUGUUGAAGAAUAAAUUAAAUAGAUUGUAUGCGCA